Messenger RNA from Paramecium primaurelia, 5460 nucleotides. Lineage: Eukaryota; Ciliophora; Oligohymenophorea; Peniculida; Parameciidae. The record is from the annotation of a GenBank genome assembly.
AUGAAAAUGUCACUCCUUCAACUUGAGCGUUCUUAUUUAGAUGCUCUUUCUGAGUUAGGUGAACAUGCACCAUAAACAAUUCAAGCAUGUGUUACUCUCAUAGAGACCCUCAAUCAAACAGGUCGAUAUUAAAUACAACAAAAAUAAUAAGGUGAGAAAUACUUUUAAAGAGCUAUUGAAUUGGCAUCUAAAUUAGAAAUGGAGGAAUUGCUUAAUGUUAAAUAUUCUACUUACAUGUUAUAUGCAGAGUAUCUAGAAUUUUAGCAUAAUAAUAAAUAAGCCUAUAAUCUAUUAAUACAAUUACUUCCAUUGUAAAAAACCAAUUAAAAAAGCAUUAUUAUGAUAUAAAUCUAAAUCAUGAAUCAUAUAAUAGAGAAUGGUCGACUUUGCAAAAUUGCAAAUGUUGUGCCUUUAAAUGAAAAAUUGUUGAAUCUAAUGGAAGAAAUUGGAUUAACCUUUUAUCUUUAAAAACAAUUCUCUAAGAAGUUUUAAUAAAUUCUAUUACAAGCACUCUCAUUCUAAGCCAAAAUAUAUCAUAAAUAAAAUAAAGACAGAGAAGCAGCAUAAUUAUAUUUUUAAUCGUUUCAUCUCUCUGAAGAAUUACUUGGAAUUCAUGAGAAAAGAACUCAAGAAUAUAAAAGAUUAUAUGAGUAAUUAAGUGAUAAGAUAUCUGUAAAUAUAGAAAUAUAGAGUCAAGAUGAAGAAGAUGAUGAGCAACCUUAAUAAUUAUAAGUAACACCUAGAGAAGAAAUUCUUAAAACCUUCCGUCCUAAAAUAACCUCAUUCAACAAUUAUAUUAUCAAUGUAGAUUCUGCUAGAGCUCCAAAACCUUCCAAAAAAAUAGAUAAAUCAAAUAAACUAACUACUUCUUCAUCUAUCAACAAACCUACUCUUUUAAUUAAAGACACACCCUUAUAAUCUUUAUUCAUUAUAAAAAAUCAAUCUAAAAGACCUACUAGUUCAUAAGGUACUACUAAAUUAACUAGUCCUACAAGGGGUGCCUCAUUUUUAUCCAAAAAAAAUACUGAAAGAUUUCAUAAUAAAAUGUUAUCUCUUGAAUAAAGUGCCUUAAAAGAAUUAGAUGAUACUCAACCUCCAAAUCUAACAAAUGAAUUACUCAUUACAAGACCAUAAUAUGAACAUAAACCAUUUAAAAGAAUUGAAUUUUAUAAAUAACAUACUUCAAAAUAAUAAACUACAUCCAACUACUAAAUUUAACUCACCAUUCCUACAAGACCCUAAAUUAGAGAACCUUCUAAAAACAACAUUAUAAGUAAAGUAGAUAUUAAGAAAAUUUCUAAUACUCCUAGUACUUAAAAAAUUGAAAGACCUUCAUAAAAAAAGAUUUUGGCUCCAGAAAUCUAACCAACUAUCUUAAAUAUUAAACAAAUAGGAAGUACUAAAAAUUUAACAAAUGAUAAUGAUGAAGAUAUUACAAAAUAAGAGGAAAAUAAAAAUUUAUCAUUUGAAAAUGAAGAACCUAUUAAAAUACAUUCUCCUCAUGAUUCAAUUAUAGCAAAAUAUUUAGAAACACAUUCUAUUGAUAAAUUGUUAGAAGCUGUAGAGAAGAUUAAAGGAAAACUAAAAAAAUAUGUUUAAAACUCUCAUAAAAGGAAAAUAGAAUUAUAAGAAAGAAAACAUUAGCAUUCUCCUAGUAGAGUUAUAAUGAAUAAUAAAUAAUAAUAAUUAAAUAGAUCCAAUACUUUAAUUGAUAUAGUUGAAAAAAAACUUCUUGAAAAUGAAGCUAGUAAAAUCAUAUUUAAGUUUUUCUAAUCAGCAAAUACAAUGGAAUGGUAUCCUAUACAUUUUUAUGAUAAAUUAUUUACAGAUUUCGAAACAUCUAAAUGGACCCUUGAAAAUCCUAGAAUAAGAGGAUAAUUUUUAUAAAAAUCAGCAAAAAAUGAUGAUUGUCAAUAAAUUAAUCUUGAAUAGAUAUAAAAUAUUCUUUUUAAUUUAAAAAGACAUUCAGCCCUUCAAGUAAUUGGAUCUAUUGAAAUCUCUAAUCAUACUAGAAAAAUUUAAUUUAGAUUUAUAAUAGAUACAUUAGUUGAACAUUAUAAAGAUAUAUAAUCAUAUGAUGACAUGAUGGAUUUAUUUGAUUAAUUAUUGAAUAUAUAUUUGAUGCAAGAAGAUUUAUUUAGUGAAUGGCUAGACAAUAGGAAAGAGUAAACACUUUAUAGAGUAAGUAAAGGUAAAGUUACAGCACCAGAUCAAAAGAGAUUAAGCAUUAAUAUUGAAUUUACUAGAGAACAUAAAAUGGAAUUAUAAGAAAAUAUACAAUUCUAUUAAUAUCUUUUAUCAAAGGUUCUGUUUUUAAUAAAAAGAAAGAGUUAUAUUAGAACUAUGAAUGGUUAUAAAUUUAAAUCGGUUCCAUAGAAUCUUUAAGUCUCAAUUUAAUAAUAUAAUAAUUAAAUUUAUUAAAAAAAAUUAGAAAGAAUUAGAAAUUAUUUUCAAUAUUUAGAUUGUGAAAUUUAAAAUUAGAAAAGCAAACCAAUAUUGAGUUAAAAGAGACAUCGUAAAAGGAAUAAAGAUAAACAUUUAUUUAUAGCUUAAGAUAGGAAAUAAACAAUAAUAAAAGAAGCAACAUCUCCUGCUUAAGAUGAUGAAUCUCAACCACAUUCAUAAAGAAAUAGUCCAUAUGUUUCUUUAAAAGAUACUGGUAUUAUAAUAGGUAAUGAAUUAUAAUCUAGAUAAUUAAUAUUGGGAGCAGAAACUCCACUCAUUUAACCUUUAUUGAGAUAACCUGUGAAAUCUAAUUGGAAAAAUAUGGCUCAUUAAGAGGCACCUCCUUAAUUAAUAGAUAUAUUUACUUUAGAAACUUAAGAUUAUUUGUAAAGAUACUUUCCAGAAUUUAAACUAAAUAUUCCUCCUAUUGAUUAUCAUCCUACUCCAGCUCCAAACAUUAAAAAGAUCUUAACAGAAUCUCAAUAUCAUUUUAGAUAAGAAAUACCAAGUAAGAAAUAUGUAAAAUUGGAAUAUAAACCAAUUCAUUUAGAAGAUUAUUUGAUUUUAACAUAAGUGGUUAAAAUUGAUAAACAAUUUUAUUAUCUCACUUUAUCAGACAAAUUAUAAUUAAAAUAAGUUUUUGGAAAAGAUUUAUGGGAAGAUUAAUUAGAAAUUUAGUUAAAACAAUUGAUAAAUUAUACUGUAGGAAGAACAGGAUAUAUAAUAGAUUUAAUAGAAUUAUAAAAUAUAUUAUAAUAGAAGUUAUAAAUUGUUAAUUGUAAAAUUUAAAUCAAAUAGGAUGAGACUGAUAAUUCAUACCAAAAAAAAUUAAAUAAAAUCUUCAGAGUAAAUAAAAGACUAUAUUAAGUAAUUCAAUCAAUAGAAUUUAUAGAAGAAGGACUCAAAGAAUUAUCAUAAGAAAGUAAUAGUCAAUAAGAAGAUAGUGUUGAUUUAGUAGAAGAAUAAAAAAGAGAACCACUUAUUGAUAUUGUAUUUAUACUUGGAAUCUUACAUAACAAUACUUAUAUUGAAUAUCUAAAUUAUUUACCAAAUUGUUAUCUAUUAAAAAAUUUAAAUGGAAAAUUUAUGUUAUAAGAUCCUGAACAACCUAGAAAACCAAAAUUUCCUUUUAGAUUAAUCUUAUCUCAUGAAGAUAUGAACAAACAUAUUUCUAGAACAAAUGAAUAAACUAUUAAUGCUAAAGAUAUCACAUUAUUUCCUCAUUAUAAUUCAGUAUUUCUAAUAAGAUAAAAUUAAUUCAUUUAUAAACCAAUAGGAGUAAAAUUACGUAUUCUAUCUGAUCUAAGAAAAUUACAUCAAGAUAUUAGGAAUACACAAUCAAAAGCACAUUUAUUAAUUUAUUAUAAUAAUAAUAGAAAGAUAUCCCUUUAACUUAAUUCUGAAUAGACAGAAAAAUGGGCUCAUUUAUUUCAAAUAGAUGGAAAUAUGCGUUAACAUAUUUUAAAUUAUAAAAGUAAAUUAAAAAAAACUUUAGUUGGGUUUAAGUUGUAUUAAAAUGAGAAUCGAGUAUCUUAAUCAAAAGAUCCAAGAUUUUUAUUAAUGUAAGAUAAACUUACUUAAGCAAAAUAAUAUUUUAUUUAAACAAAAAUUAAAUCAAUUGGAUGUGUAUUUGUUUCUGCAAAGAUUCAUUCUUCAAUAAUGCUAAUGAGAAUUAUGCCAGCUGGAAACAAGAGUAAAUCUCAUCUUUUUAUAUUUUAAAUUGAUAAAUAAGAUCCUAUUAAAUUGAUAUAUACUUUAUGUAAUUAAUUUAUUCUAAAAACAACUUAGACUUAUUCUAAAUUAGAACUUAUGCCUAUUACAAAAAAUUAAAUACGUAAAUAAUAUCUAUUAUCAAAUUAAUAUCAUGAUAAUAAUGUGUUAAUAGGUUAAAGAUCUUAUUCAAGAGUUGUUUAUAAAUAAGUAAAAAAAAUAGAUAAAAGCUAUUUUAUAAUAACAGUUACAUUAAUUUAAAACUUUUUUUAGAUUUACCUUUAUAAUUAAAAUAAUUGUCGUAGAUUUUAUUUUACAAUUCAUAGAUCAGAUUUUUUAAUUAUGAAUUAAUAUUUUUUAGAUUCAAUAUUUCCAGAAUAACCACAUGAAGUUGUUGAAUAAUUCUUCAGACCUUGGAAAUUAAAUGAAAUUUAAAAGAUUUAUUCAUUAAUUAUUAAAGCUCCUGAAACAUUUAGAAAUAGAACAUAAUUGUAUAUUUAAUAAAUUACAUAAACAAAAAAAAAUCUAAAAAGAUCUGCUACAUCUAGUUUUUCUAGUGUUAGUGUUAUUUAGAGAUAAUCAACAUUAUAACUUAAUCAAUUAUUAGAAGAAUUAAAUGAAGAUAAUAUAAAUAAAUCAUGUUGGUUAUUUGAUAAAUUAUUAUUACGUAAAUAUAAUAGUGUAUUCGAGAAUAAAUUAUGGAUGGAAAUAAUCAAAUAGAUGAAUAUCAAUUAAAAUUAAAUUGUAUUAGAUACUUUUAAAACAGUUUUAUCUGAAUUAGUUUAUUUUAAUGAUAGAACAUGCAAUUUUUUAUGUUAUAUUCCAUGUCAUGAAAUUUAAUAAUCUUUUAGAUGGUAACCUAUUAGAUUAAGAAUUCAUUCAUAUGAUAAUUGCAAAACAAUUGAUGUGCCUUUAAAUAUUAGAGGGAAAUAAGUUUAAGUUUAUAAAUUAGGCAAUUCUUUGUAUUUGAAUUAUCAAAGUAAAUAAGAAAUACCAAGUAAUUAAGAAAAUAUGAAAAUCAAUAAAAAUAAUGAUUCAGAAUAUAUCAAAUAUUAACUACUAUAUAAAGGAGCAUUUAUGAAGCAUAAGAUGCUCUUUAUAGCUAUAUAUUUAUAUAAUGAUGUAUUUCAAGUUAGAAUCUUCAGCUAAACUAAUUCUAUAUCUAGAAAAUUGGAUGUUAAUUAAGUCGAAUUAAAGAUUCCAUAUAUUAGAUAAUUAUUAAUGUUAAAUCCUUAUGAAGCUGGCCGAAGAUUGAGUAUUAUAUAUAGGAAUAACUUCAUUCAUGCUUCAUUUUUAAAGUUGUGA